CGUCGACGGGCUGAAUGAGAAAAACGAGACUGAGAAAAUACAUCGCACACAGAAAAUAUAUACGACCAGCGCAAUUUAGUAGUCGGUAAACAACGUACGAGUGUUGAUGCUUUGUGUUAUUGGCAGUUGUGGCUUCGAUUGCAGCACCGUUUUGUAUCUGGUAUACCUAUCAACAAAUUGACUUUUGCCGAUCGAAUGGAGUUGGCGAACCGCGAUAACGAAUACACAAAUUUACGUAUUUGCAACCGAUAUCGAAUGGUAUUGCGUGCCCAACAAUUUAAAGCGAAGAGAGCUAACCGAGUCGACCCCAGAGCGGCGAUGUGAGAGAACGCGCCGAAUUAAAUGUAACAAACAAACAGAGCGAAAAAAAGUCGGCAAAGAACCCGAAAUAAAACAACAACAACAACAACGAAAUACAUCGCAUAAACCAAAGGCAUUUAUUCAAAAUCAUUUCGAAGUAUCGAAAGAGUCACACACGUUCGAAUAUCUGCUUUUCGCAAAUGUUGAGCGUCAACAAUGCUUAAGUGUGUCCAAACAUAACAACAAACAAAACCGUGUGCGGCGUUCAACAUUUUGUGCUGUGUAGUUUUUUUUUUGCAUUUUUUUUUUUGGUUUUUAUUCGGCUGUUUUAUAUUUCGUUUUUCGGUUGUGUAUCUUUUCUCCCUCUCCCGUGUGUAAUGUACAAUUUUUGUUUUUCUAUGUAAACGAAUUCAUGUGCCAAAUCAUUCGCAGUGCUUUCAGUGGGUUAUUGUUGCUGUUGAUAGUGUGCUGUUGGUUUUUUGUAUGUGUUAUUCCUUUCGCGAUGGUAACAUUUUGCGAGUGAGCAAGACAGCCAACCGUGUAACUUAUGUGUUUGUGUCACUUUUUCGUAUGAGAGAGUAAACAUUUGAAUAUUUUGGUAUGCGUAUAUUAAUGCAACGCUAAACACUUGCAAAAACACAUACAGUGAGCGAACCAUCGAGAGAGCGAGCGAACGAGCGAACAAGCAAAGCAAACGAGCGAACCGAAGCUUUGCAUGGCAUACACAGCGAGAGAUAGUGAUACAGACGCUGCGACUGCAUGAGCGAGAGAAAAACGGUCCAGUUCGUAUGAAGUUUAUUUUGGUUGGGUGUGAAACGUGCGGUAAUCAACAUAGGAAAUUUGUGAAAUGAAAAAGCGACUCGAAAUCAAAAGCAGCAGAACAACACAGUUUGAAAAUGAUCAACAACAACGAGAGAAAGCGACAAAAAAACAUACCGUAAAAAUAUAUAAAAACAACAACAACGAAGAUACAUACAAUUGAAUAACAUUUAAUUGAAUUUUCAAUUUUUGAUUCUGUGGCGCGCACAUGAGAGCCUCAUGUCUCUCAAUACGUGCAUCUAGCAACUAAAGAGUUUUUUUUUAUAUUAUUAAUUGCUUACACUGCGCCAUCGAUACCAUUAAAUAUCAGUUUUUGUUCAUUUCGGCAAAUGUUCUUUUUUUCGGGCUCCCCUUGCAUUUGUAACUGUUUUGACUCUUUUUCAUGCAACGAAUGAAUAACAAAUAUCAGUUGAAAUUAAUAAUAAUGGGACGCUAUGAAUAAGAGAUUACAAUGUGCUUGUGCGUGACUAUUUAUUCUUCACCAUUUCAAUGACAAUCGCAACGCGCUCGCGCGCCCUCACACUCCCAUACAACACACGUUACGGAGCUUACAAGCAACUAAAAAACUGAAAAAGAAAAAUGAGCCAUAAAUCACAUUGAAAAUAACUCGUGACGCUCACAUAGGUGUGUAGAUGAAGUGCAUCAAGAAUUGUAUUUGCCCAAGUGAUUAAAACGUGCGUUCAAAAAAAAUCACUGCACUGAAAAACGUAGCAAAAGACGAAUUCAUAAAUAGACGAAAAGUUUCCGCGAGACACAAAUUCCACCGGGACACCGACGAAUAAAGAAGAGCUAGCAGCAGCAGCAGCCGUUGCCACCAGCCAGCCAACCGACAUACAUAUAUAGAUAGACAGACAGACACACAGAGAGAGAACAUCACUUCAACGGAGCAAUAAUGGUGCACGAAAAUUCGAAUAUCUGUUUCGCGGCAACAGCGGCUUAUUCGACAGCAUCACCGAACACUGUAAAUAAGAAUGUCUACGCCAAAGCCAUUUAUGAUAAUAUAGCUGAGAGUCCUGAUGAAUUAGCAUUUAAGCGUGGCGAUUUGUUAACUGUCAUCGAACAAGACACAGAUGGCCUGGAAGGAUGGUGGCUGUGCACGUUGAGAGGCAGACAGGGCAUUUGUCCAGGAAAUCGAUUAAAAAUAAUUUCGUACGAGGCCACUUGCUAUAAACCAUCGCCAGUAUCAUCUCCAUGUCCAUCGAUACCAAGCAUUUACUACAAUAAUUCAAUUUUAUCGUCCGCUGAUAGCAUCCUGUACGAGAACACAGUUGACUUUGGUGCCACUACUUCGCCAAACCAUCAAAAACUGCAGGGAAAGCGUAGAUCAUGGCAUAUAAUGCCGAACAAGGUUGUAACACCGCAAAAGUGUGGCGACGUGUAUUUAUAUGAUCUCUUGCCGAAAACACCGAACCGUUUAAGCAGUCCGUACCAAAAUUUAUCGACAAUGUCUGAUUCGGAAACGUAUGACACGCCACGGCCCACACAAAGCAUGAACUAUGAUUCACCGCGUCCCUGGAGUCGAACAUCACAGUUAAGUGGCCGUUUGGAGGAGUCUUACGAUGUGCCACGGUCAGUAUCGAUGCUGUCACAGAACAUGCUUGGUGUCACACCAAGCAGCUCGAAUUCGUCGUUGUUAUUAACACCAGACAGCCACAGUAUGUCGUCGUCCAAUCGUUCGUCAUUGGCCAAUAUGCCCGACUAUGAUAUACCGCGUCGGUUCCCUGGUGCUAUUCGACCAGGUAGCUCAUUGACGCCCACAUCAUCGCUUCAUUUCCAAAGUACUUAUGACAUUCCCGUUUCGAAUCAACCAAAAGUGGUCGCGAUCAAAGAGCUGCCAUUGGAAUUGUCGUCAGCCCUAGAAACUCUUGCCAAAUUAGAAAGCGAAGCAACGGGAGCCAUAAACAAAUUGCUCGGAUUCGUAUCGCCACAUUGGCGCACCAAAGAGAAAUUAGAACCAAUGAUUAUGGAUAUAAAGUUGGCAGCUGUGCGCUUGCGAACGGUGUUACACGAUUUGGCCGAGUUUGGUGAGGGUGCAUUGGGCAAUGCAUCGAAAGCCGAUGACAAAAGGCUUGCCGUGAAAUUGCGACCAUUAGUAAAAGCACUACGAGAUGCUGAUAAACUGGUGCACGAAGUUUUGCAAAACAUCGAUUUGCACGGAUGGACCCUGGAAACAUUGGCCAAAGAAGAUCCGAAACACAACAAACCUGGCGAUAAUUUGAAUCAAUUGAUUGCGUGUGCGCAAACAUUGACCGAAGAUGUGCGUCAAAUCACAUCGUUCAUUCAAGGAAAUGCAACGCUUCUGUUCAAACGGAGUUUAACGCAAACCAAUGGCUCGUCCAACAACAACAACAACAACAACAACAAUGGUGGGAAUCAAGCCGAAUGGCUUGAAGACUACGAUUACGUGAGUUUGGAAUCGAAAGAGCAAUCGGCCAAAACAAAUGCCGAACUACGCGAUGCAUUGCCCCAAGAUUUGCGCACCAAUUUCGAUACUGCAAUGCAAAGUGCCGAAUCGGCGGCCAUUUCGAACAGUGACAAGACUGAAUUGAAUCCCAACGAUAAAUCACUGCUCACCUACUAUGCAUCACAAACCGUAACGCACAUGAAGUAUCUAACGCAAGCCAUCGAUGCAUUCUUGCAAACCGUCGAACGAAAUCAACCACCGAAAUUUUUCCUCGCCUAUGGGAAAUUCGUUGUACUCAGCGCACACAAUCUCGUUGCUAUCGGUGAUAUUGUGCAUCGUAAUCUAUCGAAACAGGAUGUAAAACGACGCGUUUUAGAGUAUGCCGAUUCGUUGUCCGAUGCCCUGAAAACGUGCGUCACCAAAACGAAAAAAGCCGCACAACAUUUCCCAAGUGUAACGGCCGUUCAAGAAAUGGUCGAUUCCAUCGUAGAUAUCUCACAUUUGGCAUAUAAUUUAAAAAUAUCAAUGCUACAAGCAAUUAGCCAAUGAACCACUUUUUUAUACAAUCUAAAAUAUUUGUAAUAUUCCAAAGCGCGAAUAAAAUAAACGAUUAUUGUGAAUGUCUACAUUUAUACGAAAUUUUCAUAACAUAAAUGAAAUUUGUAACAUUUUUCGAAAAUACGUUCAUACAAUUGGAAAAUGGCAUAAAUACGGCUAAAUUAUUCCGUUAUAUACAAUCAUACAAAAUACACUAUGCUACUUUAAUCGAUGUGAUAAUUAAAUUUUACGAACGAAUCUAUUCGGUCGGUAUGUGGAAUGGUAGAGCGUAUAAAUUGAAUUCCAAUCGUAAGAGACAAAAAGACGGAUAAAAGCGUAAUUCAUUACGGCUAAUUGAUAUCCAUAAACGAAAGUCAUUCCCGAAACUCUUCGUCCCCCAAUACGCUUCCGUUUCAUCGAAAAAAAAAAGAAUAACAGAACGUAGUUGUAGCCAUCGCUCAAUGAAAACGAAGAAUAAAAUUUAAUUUAAGAAAUAACAGAAAUGGUUUAAUUUGAAUUGCAUUGCCAAAAAUUUCAGAAGCUAAACAUAGUUUGGGGCCGCAUAUCUACAUAUAUAUACAUGAAUUGCAUAAUACGUCCAAAACAUUUUGCAACGAGCAAACCAUCUCUGUGUGUGUCGCUGUGUCGCCCCUUUUUAAAUGGAAAAUUAUCUUGUCAGAAAAUGGAUUUUCACUACUAUUACGAAUGUAAAUAUAUAUAAAAUAUAAUUAAAAACAAA
Sitodiplosis mosellana (orange wheat blossom midge) is the source of this 4799-nucleotide messenger RNA. RefSeq names its product breast cancer anti-estrogen resistance protein 1 (gene p130CAS). Gene Ontology annotation, molecular function: protein binding. The record is from RefSeq and is a predicted model, not a curated record. Gene Ontology annotation, cellular component: plasma membrane; cytoplasm. The coding region runs from base 2012 to 4072 and encodes 686 amino acids. NCBI's taxonomy places the organism in Eukaryota, Metazoa, Arthropoda, Insecta, Diptera, Cecidomyiidae. Gene Ontology annotation, biological process: cell surface receptor protein tyrosine kinase signaling pathway; cell migration. The transcript has 6 exons.